ACAUUGCCGCAGGUUUGUCCAUCUCUAACAAAAUCGUAGUACGAAAUAUCGAAAACGAAACACAUCACGCGGGCGAAAUUUCGUGAAGUUCAGCAUUUACAAAUUUCUCCCUCUGUGGCGUAUGUGUGUUUGUACGAAUUAGCGGCUGAAAACCAAAAACCGAGGUGCGAGAGCGAGAAUACAUUUAUAAAAAACGCGUGCGUUUCUCCUCUAACACAUACAGUGAGUGUGACCGUUGUAUUUGUGACCUGUGCCUGUGUUAGCGGCCACUGGAGGAUCAACGAAUUUAAAAGAAUACUAAAAGUACCGGGACAUCAAUAUAAAAGUAUUAUAACCACGCAACAAAUUCAAUUUUAAGCAUUUUAACUGAAAUCAUGACUGAAGUUGAGCAACCGCCACAGAAUGGCAUAGAUCCCACUGCCGGCGAAGAUGAUGACAAUAGCAAAGCACGUCCCGCGGAUAUUGAACAGGAUAUGCGCGAAAUGGAGCGUCGCAAGCGAGUCGAGGCUAUAAUGGGCUCGAAACUGUUCCGCGAGGAGCUGGAGCGUAUCGUGGACUCGGCGCGCGAUGGAGGUGCUGGCGCUAGUGGCAUCCUGCAGCAGCUGUCGGAUAUCGUGGGCGUUCCAGUGUCCAGGGUGGGCAGCGUUUUCAAGAGCAGCAACUGCAUGGUGCCCAUCAACGAUAUACGCGGCGUCGAGUCCAUGGGCUAUGCCAAGGGCGAGAAGAUACUCCGGUGCAAGCUGGCCGCCACAUUCCGUCUGCUCGAUCUGUACGGCUGGACCCAGGGUCUGGGGGCACAGAUCACCGCCCGACUCAAGGUCGAUCAGGAGUACUUCCUGGUUAACCCAUACGGCCUGCUUUACCACGAGAUCACUGCCUCAGCGCUGAACAAGGUGGACAUGCAAGGACAGAUUGUGGAGCAGGGCACCACCAACUUUGGCGGCAACAAGAGUCACUUUGUCCUCCAUUCGGUGGUACAUGCUGCCCGUCCAGACAUUCGAUGCGCCAUCUAUAUCGGCUGCAGUCCAGUCGUGGCUAUUUCCUCACUGAAGACGGGUCUGUUGCCCUUGACCAAGGAUGCCUGUGUGCUGGGUGAGAUCACCACUCACGCUUAUACUGGUUUGUUCGACGAGGAGGAGCGCAAUCGAUUGGUCCGCAGGCUUGGUCCCAACUCCAAGGUGAUUCUGUUAACUAAUCACGGUGCUUUGUGCUGCGGAGAGACAAUCGAGGAAGCCUUCUUCGCCGCCUGUCACAUUGUGCAGGCGUGUGAGACGCAACUGAAGCUGUUGCCCGUCGGUUUGGAUAACUUGGUGCUGAUUCCAGAGGAGUCGCGCAAGGCCAUUUACGAGCAGUCGCGCCGGCCGCCGGAGGAUCUGGAGAAGAAGUUUGCUGCCGUCGCCACUGGCGAAGAUGCUGAAAAGGAUGCAGCCGAAGCAGUACCCAAGGUGGGCAGUCCGCCCAAGUGGCGUGUGGGUGGUGCUGAAUUUGAGGCCUUGAUGCGCAUGCUGGACAAUGCUGGCUAUCGCACUGGCUAUAUCUACCGCCAUCCACUGAUCAAAUCGGAUCCUCCCAAGCCUAAGAACGACGUCGAACUACCGCCAGCUGUUUCAUCACUGGGCUAUCUUCUUGAGGAGGAGGAACUCUUCCGUCAAGGCAUCUGGAAGAAGGGAGAUAUUCGCAAAGGCGGCGACCGCAGUCGGUGGCUCAACUCGCCAAACGUUUACCAAAAGGUCGAGGUUCUGGAGACCGGCACUCCGGAUCCCAAGAAGAUUACAAAGUGGGUGGCUGAGGGUUCCCCCACCCACUCAACGCCAGUGAGGAUAGAAGAUCCACUCCAGUUUGUGCCUGCAGGAACCAAUCCAAGGGAAUUUAAGCGUGUCCAGCAACUAAUUAAGGACAACCGUCGGGCAGAUAAGAUUUCAGCCGGACCACAGUCGCAUAUUCUGGAGGGUGUCACAUGGGACGAGGCGAGCCGACUCAAGGAUGCAACAGUUUCGCAGGCCGGCGACCAUGUCGUCAUGAUGGGUGCCGCCUCCAAGGGAAUCAUCCAGCGUGGCUUCCAGCACAAUGCCACUGUCUACAAGGCUCCAUAUGCUAAGAACCCAUUCGAUAACGUCACAGACGAUGAACUCAAUGAAUACAAACGCACGGUGGAGCGCAAAAAGAAAUCGGUUCAUGGCGAAUAUACCGACACAGACUUUUCGGAAUCCGAAGCGGUCCUGCAGGCGGGGACAAAGAAAUACCCACAAAGCGAACCCGAGACCGAGCACCAGGUCAUUGAGAUCCAAACACAACAAGCGCCAGUGCCAAGGCAGGCAGAAGUCGUGCUGAGCGAUGCACUUAUCUCUCAACUGGCUCAAAAGUAUGAGUUCCUUUAUUCGCCUGGCCAAUACAUGUAUGCCUGCCUGAAAAUGGCUCCAUUAAUGCAGAAGGUUUAUGUUAUACACAAGGUCGAGCCUGUCUGCAAGCACAACUAUCCGCCAGUUCACGAUGGCAAUAUGAGUAUUCAUCACAACGAAAGUGGAGCCGGAUUCAUGGCCAAUGAGUCCAGCGUUAUUAGUAGCACCCCCGUACGCAAUGCCUUGGCAUCUGUAUCAUUGCCGGAAGAGAGGAAUCAUUCUAUUUUGGGCUUUUCAUCAACUCCGUAUCGGACCAUCUCCCAUUUCGGGUUCAAUUGUCCGCUUAUUACGUCACCAACCAUUCUCCUGCAUCCGGAACAUCGAUCCAUAUGGCAACGGGUGGCCGAGCAGCGCGAUAAGGUUGUGUCCUUCAUAGAUCUCACCACAUUGAGCAUGGACAAUCGCAAGCUGCUCAAUGUGGUGACAUCAACUCACCCAACCCAGUGUCAAUCGAAAUCACAAUCUUUUAUCUCUGAGAAGCACAUUCAGUUGGAAGUUACGCCUCCGAAGCGAAAGCAGCGGGUCUACAGCGCCACCACCAGCAGUGGUGUAGACGACAGCCUCGAUGAGCUGGACUCUCUGAUGAGCGGCCUAGCCAUCAAUAUGCCGCGCAGUCGGGAGCAGGACAGCGGUCUGUACCGCAGCUAUACCUUUCUACCCAGUAAUCAUGCUCUGCCCAAGGAUAUAGAUGCAAAUGACAGGGGUCAAACGGAUCGGGAGCGACCAGAAGCAGAGCAGGAGCAAAGUUUUCACUGCGCAGGCGACAGUGGUAUUGGCGAUUCCGCCGGCAGGCGUCCGCGUCUGGCCACCACCAGCAAUGAUUCGUCCAUUCAAGAGGCCGAGGCCUACACCCAGGGCAAGCACGUCAAGUUGACUUUGAGCAGCUCACCCACGCCCACGGCCACACAAUCACCAGCAACCAUCGAAAUUCUUAUCAACGUAUCGCUGCGCAAUGCCGAGUGCGUCCAAACGGUCCAGACCCAUGAGCAGGAGUUUCGCGCCAAGUUGGAGAGAGUAAUCGACGAGGAGAUCCACUACAUUUCGCAGCAACUUGCAUUUAAGCAACGACAGGCAGAGUUGCUUGAACAGCAGACUACAUCGCGGGCUCCACUCGCUACACCUUCUUCCGCAACUAUGCAUCCGCCGGCACCGGCUUCUUCAUCAUCCAUGGUUCACCGCAGCAACUCGGCACCAGAGCUGUGCCACACAUAUAGCUAUGUGGCCGUGGGAAUGGCGGAUAUGUCGACCAAACAGGAUCAAGCCUCUCCCCAACUGCCAGCGGAUGGUGAGCCGUUGAAUGAUAUACUCAGCAGUCUGGAGAAGGAACUGGAGCGUCUGCUGAACAGCGUGGUCACAGCCCACAUGCUCCACAACAAGGCCAUCAUACACGAGUGCCGGGCUCGCUUCUCGCAACUGGCCGAUGGAAUGGUCAGCUCGUAGAUACAAAUUAUGAUUUUGAAGCAAAAUUUACAUCUUCGCUUUUGUUGUGAUGUUUAAAAAUCGACAACAGUGAAAUGAUUGUAUAAAGCCACUAGAUUAAGUUUAAUGAUGAUAAUUUGGAAAUCUUAAAAUCGAACUAAUGCAUUUUUUACUCCUUUGUUCUCUUAAUAUAAAUGUUAAGACUGUAACUUAAGCACAAUAUGAAAAUGCAAAGUUAAAACUGAAUCUGAGCCAACCAUUGUACAUUUAAACAUCUGUGAAAUUGUUAAG
Messenger RNA from Drosophila sechellia, 4109 nucleotides. RefSeq names its product adducin 1-like protein hts (gene hts). Gene Ontology annotation, molecular function: actin filament binding. Bases 375 to 3839 code for a protein of 1154 amino acids. The transcript is spliced from 12 exons. Lineage: Eukaryota; Metazoa; Arthropoda; Insecta; Diptera; Drosophilidae. The record is from RefSeq and is a predicted model, not a curated record. Gene Ontology annotation, cellular component: plasma membrane; cytoskeleton; postsynaptic density.